This is a messenger RNA of Acaromyces ingoldii, 1570 nucleotides long. Its product is annotated as Mmp37-domain-containing protein. Gene Ontology annotation, cellular component: mitochondrion. Lineage: Eukaryota; Fungi; Basidiomycota; Exobasidiomycetes; Exobasidiales; Cryptobasidiaceae. Gene Ontology annotation, biological process: CDP-diacylglycerol biosynthetic process; cardiolipin biosynthetic process. The transcript has 5 exons. The record is from RefSeq and is a predicted model, not a curated record. The coding region runs from base 83 to 1483 and encodes 466 amino acids. Gene Ontology annotation, molecular function: phosphatidate cytidylyltransferase activity.
CGGAAGCAUUUGCAUUUCACAAGGCAGUCAGUGUUUCGAGGGUCGGCGAAGGUUUGCUCAUCAACAAGUCAGGGUCAACGGGAUGCUUCGAUCGCGAGCACAGGGACAGGUGCAGCGGAUUGCGGCGAGGUCGCUCAGCCCGCCAUGCUCUUCUUCGGCAUGGCGCGAGGGGGCCCGAGCAGUGCCGAGGCCUUCACAUGCGCCGAGAAUAGGUUGCUUCUCGACGACGACUCGUGUGUCACAGGGAGAAUCAUCGGCCACCUCGUCGUCGUCGUCUACAAGGCCAGGCAGGUACAUUGAGACGCCGUCGUUUCCCCCACCUUCGUUUCCGCGCGCAUUCGGGGCAAACCAGGUGGUGCCACUCGACGACGAGCUGCGAGGGCGCCUCGAAAAGGUCAUGUCCCACUUCAAUGUUCCCUGCCGCUUUGCCUUUGCCUAUGGAUCCGGCGUCUUUCCUCAGAGCGAGGCCGGGCCCGAGCAUGCCAAGAAGCCCAGCACCAAGGACGGCAAGAAGAUGAUUGACCUCGUGCUGGCAGUCAUGCACCCCGAGCACUGGCACGCCAUCAACAUGGGCGACCAUCCAAAGCACUACAGCCUAAUUUCAAGGAUGCUGGGGGGCAUCGGCGUAGGCCUCUUGCAGAAGCGAGGCGCGGGGCUCUGGUACAAUCCAUACGUCAAGAUGGACGACGAGCUCGUCAAGUACGGUGUCAUGGAUGUCGAUACACUCUGCCAGGACCUGCUGGACUGGGACACUCUGUACAUCAGCGGGCGCAUGCACAAGCCCGUCGCCAUGCUCACCACCGACGCGCGCGUCCGUCUGGCCCAGCAGGUCAACCUCACCUCGGCCCUCCGCACCUCGCUGCUCCUCCUCCCCGAGCGCUUCUCCGAGGUGGAGCUCUACACGCAGGUUGCCUCGCUCUCCUACACAGGCGACUUUCGCAUGAGUGUACCGGGCGGCGAGAACUCGAGCAAGGUCCGCAAUAUUGUCUUGGCUCAGCGCGAGAUGUUCCGCCGGCUGUAUGCAGGCCUGGUCAGGAGUCUCGGCACCGUACAUGUCGAGGAGAUGCGAGAAGACCGCUUUGCCAUGACUCAAGAUCGAUCCGUCAAGACUCGUGCAUCAUAUGCCAGCCGUCUGCCCCUGAGGCUGCGCGAGAAGCUGCAGCUCCACUACACGUCCUUCCCCGAUCGCCACCCGGCGUUUGCAAAGCUGUCGCUCUCGACAAGGAGUGACAAUGUCGCGCGCAAGCCGGGUGCAAAGGCCGCCCAUCUCGACCCGACGGCAGCCGAAGAGUUCUGGGAAGCCACCGUCAAGCAGGACGACUUUGAGCAGGUCUUGCUCGACAAGAUUGGCGAGAUUGUCCGCGGCCCAGCGUGGAGCCAGAGCCUCAAGGGCAUCUAUACUGCCGGGCUUGGACGUAGCCUUCGCUACAUGAUGGCCAAAGUUGGCAAGUACUUCGAAGGGAAGAAAGCCGAUCAAAAGUAAAUAGCAAUCCGAUGAAGAUAAUUAAGCACCAUUCAUUACGGAGGCAUGUCGCGGUCGUCACGGGAUAUGUACUGUACAGCGCAGGGG